AUGGCGGCGCCAAACGGCCAGUACUUCAUCCAGGACGCCAUCAAGCAGACAGCUCCCCACCAUGAGUCGUUCAAGGCGCUGUGGGAGACGAAGUGGAAGAAGCCCGCGGAGAUGGGCGUCUAUCCCUUCAUGUUCGGCACCGCGAAGGAUUUCGAGCCCGUAGUCGAGGAGAUGGUCAAGAAAGACAUGCGCGAGCCGUACGACUGGGACGAGUACGCGCAGACCUUUUUCCCACAGGCCGAGAAGCUCGUCGGCAUAGCUGCGGAGGCGGAGCGGAACGGCGAGAAGGAGAAGGCGUCGGAGUACUAUCUACGAGCCUCUGCCGUCUACCGCAUCUCGCGCUUCCCCGCGCCGCGAUCCGAGAAGCAGCGGUACGCGUGGACGAAGGGCAAGGAGGCUGCGUUGAAGGGCUUCAGUCUGCGCGAGCAUCCAGUCAAAGAAGUCAUGGUCCCCCACAAACACGGCAUCGAAGGCGAAGGCGGCGAGAUCCCCAUCUACCACCUCCUCCCCGCCGGCGCCUCCAAGGAGAGCCCCGUCCCGCUCGUCUUCAUCAUCGCCGGCCUGGAUGGCUACCGCACCGAGCUGGCCGUCUGGAUGGAAGGCUGGCGACAGAAAGGCGUCGGGACCGUCGUUGUCGAGAUCCCUGGCACGGGCGACUCGCCGGCCAAGAUCGACGAUCCUACUAGUCCUGAUCGGCUGUGGUCGAGCAUGCUGGACUGGAUAGACAUGCAGGAGGGGAUUGAUAACAGGAAGGUCUGCGUGUGGGCGUUCUCGACCGGCGGCUUUUACGCUAUUAGGCUCGCGCACACGCAUCCGGACCGCCUGGCGGGGGUUGUGGCGUUGGGGGGUGGCUGCCAUCAUAUGUUUGACCGGGCGUGGUUGGACGAGGUCAACCAUCUCGAAUACCCGUUUGAUCUCGCGGACACCCUAGCCUACAAGUACGGCUACGGCCUUGACGUCGAGAAGUUCAAACAAGAGGGCUCUGAUAAAUUCUCGCUCCUCAAGGACGGCACGCUAGACAAGCCGCGUUGUGCGCGCUUGCUCCUCGUCAACGGCACCCUCGACGAAAUUUUCCCCAUCGACGACUACUACCUCGCCGUCCAGCACGGCGCACCCAAAGAGGUCCGCUUCGUCCCGGGCAUCAAGCACAUGGGCGAGCCUGAAUCCUUCGCUGUCAUCUUGAAAUGGAUAUACGAGCUCUUUGGCAUCAAGGCGAAUCCCGUGGAUCAGAUGAAGAUGCUGCGGUUUAGUCCGAAGUACUAG
Coniosporium apollinis CBS 100218 is the source of this 1263-nucleotide messenger RNA. RefSeq lists its product as uncharacterized. NCBI's taxonomy places the organism in Eukaryota, Fungi, Ascomycota, Dothideomycetes. Bases 1 to 1263 code for a protein of 420 amino acids. The record is from RefSeq and is a predicted model, not a curated record. The transcript is spliced from 7 exons.